Messenger RNA from Parnassius mnemosyne (clouded apollo), 5076 nucleotides. The record is from the annotation of a GenBank genome assembly. Lineage: Eukaryota; Metazoa; Arthropoda; Insecta; Lepidoptera; Papilionidae.
AUGGAUUCCGCAAAAAAAUCAGGUCCUUCAAUUGAACCGGUGGCGACUAAUGCAACAGAUGCUAGUACGCCUGCGGUGCCAUCGUCAGAUGAAAAUGUGAGCAAACCAGAAGUAUCAAAGCCCAUUGUCUUGUCUAAAGGAGUUGAAAAUGCUAAGAAGAGACUUCGAGCAUUCUCUAUUCAGAAGAAAACGCCUAUUGCACCUGUUGUUGUCCCUAAACCUUGUGGCACUGGAAGUACAACAGUUUUAAUUGGGAAGUUAAGCAAUGUGAAAUCAACAACACCAAAGGUUGAUGAUGGUGAGCAAAAGAAAUUGCCGAAACCACCUAAGCCAGGCUCCAAUAAAAAAUCUUACCAAGAUUCAUACUCCGAUCUUCAGAAGCGUACAUUAGCCGAAAUUGAAGAUAUGAAACGCAAAAUGGAACUAGUGGAGUUGGGCAUACCUUUGGGCUUAAUAUGUCCCACUUCGACCAGCGAGAAGGCUAUGCCUACAAAAGCUAUGCCACCAAUAAAGCACUUCUUAGAUCCGGCCAAAGUUGACGAAAUCAUUCGUGAAGCAAAAAAAGCAAGGGAUGAAGGGAAGAAGUACAAAUUUGAUUAUCAGAAGCUGCUGCCAAAAUAUGACAAUCCAUUUCAACGCAAAAAAGAGGAAGAUAAAAACAAAACACCUGACAAUCGGGGUCGAAGUGAUUUUGAUAGAGAUAAGAAAAAAAGUAACAGAUAUGAUUCUAGACGGUACUCUGAUAGAGAUAAAUAUAAAAAUAGAGAUAAAGAAAAAGGUAGGGAUAAGAAUAAAGAAAAAAAUCACGACCGAGAAGAAAAACAGGCCACGGAAAAAGAAACUAAUGUUAAUUUAAACGACUACUUAGUUUGCGACAGUUGGUCGCUAGAUAAUGAGGACAAAAACAGUUCAAGCCCGAAUGCUGAAGAUAAAUCCAGUAAGGUAACACAGUCAAUAAAAGAUACUAAAUCUGAGAAAGCUAUUUCGGAAAAAGCACGGGAUAACGAAUUAAACAACAAAGACAUUAUUAAAGAGUACACAAUGGGACUUGUGAAGAUGGAAAAACUGAAGCCAGUUAUGGAUUCAUUUAAAUUUGAAAUAGAUCCAAAUGAUGAAGAAAUUCUGGAUAUAUUUGACGCAGAUUCUGGAAUAGAAAAGUACGGACGUAAAACCAAGAGGCGUUCUACAUAUUCUCCGACGGAUAUGAAAUUGAUUGACUAUGAACAAGAUGACUCUAAAGAUGUUUCAAUGGACGAUACUAAUGAUGAUACUUUCUUAGAAUCAGUUAUUAAUGAAAUUAAGCAAGAAGAUAUAAAUGAGGACAUAAGUCAGGACAAGGGCUUAGUAGAGUAUGAUAUGUCACCAACUAAAGAUGAGAUGGAAGUAGGUAUGGGAAGCGCUCUGGAUACGAAACGACGUGUUUCUGUAACCCCAGAACUUGAUGACAGAAUGAGAGAUAUACAAAGUCAGAGAAGUGACUAUUCUGAAGGGUACCGUUCUUGUGAAAGUGGAUACAAAACAAGCGACACCAGUGAAAGCGGAUACAAAUCAGUCGACAGUUACCGUUUGUCAAUGGAGAAGGAGUUAGAUGAAAAUGUAGAGUCGAAGAUGUCAAAGUCAACUGUUGAUUCACUGGAGACGUGGAGCUUUGUUCUGAAGAUAUGUCAACCACUUCUGUUUAGGCAUGACAAGAAUAAAUGUUACAGAGAGACCCGUACGAGUCCAAAGCUGUGGUACACCGAGAACCCAAAAUUGUGCAACUGCGUGAAGGAUCGUUGCGUCGUGUACAACGAGUUGCAGAUGUGCAAAAUGAGUCUUGUGGACAGGGUGUAUGGAUGUGACCAAAUACCUGACGCGCCAUGUCAAAAAACCCGAAACUGGUAUCCCCGUCCACACUUAUGCCUGACUGAGAGCCACACUGUACCAGUUUCUAGCGAGUGGGAGGCGGAAGAUAUUGGUCAGACUGUAAACACGUGCACGACUGCUAAAGAAGACCCCAGAAGAAGAAGAUCUAACACUCCACUGCGAAGCGAAGAAGUCUUACUUGAUAGGGAGUAUCAGAGGUUCAUGAAAGCUGUGUGGCCUGAGGUUGCUGAGACUAAAACUGAAACCUCACGAAGCACGACUCCAGUAAGACAAGAUGGAAGAAAGAAGAAAAAAGAAGAAGUCGAGAAGGAACCGGAAGUGAAGAAACCGGUUAAGAAGGUGAAAUUGAGUAGUGAGGGUUGGAGUCAAGAGUCUGAUAUAGAAGAGGAAGUUGAUAAAAGCAAGAAAAUGAAGAUCGACAAAGAUAAACUACGCAAACGGAAGCGCUCCUCGUCCACUCUCUCAUCGCUCUCGGAAAGUGACUCAGAUGCGAAAAAGAAAAAGAAAUCGCUCAAGAAGAAGGCUCUCAAAAAAUCGAAAUCGAAAUCGGCGAAGCGGCGCCGCAUCGGAAAAAAGCUUUUGAGGAAGUUGAAAGAGAAGGAAAAAAAGAAGAAGAAACAAAGCAAAGCAGAAAGGUUGGACGACUCAGAUGAAUCGGAUGAUGAUGAUGAGGAUGAUAGUGAUAAGAAAAGUAGUAAAAAGUCUAAGAAAAAGAAACAACAAAAAUUAAAAAAGAAGAAGAGCCUGAAGCGGAAAAAGAAGGAAGUGUCUUCAUCCAGCUCGACAUCCUCAAGCAGUGAUAGCAGCUCCGACGAAUAUGAAAGGAGAGCUAAGAAAUCUAAAAAAGCAGAAGCUAAGAAGAAAAAAGUGAAGAGACGUAAAAGAAAGAGCUCUUCAUCGGAGUCCGCUCAAAGCGAAGAUCUUUUUGACGUCAACAUUCUGAACAAUAUAAAGACGGAGCGUUUGACCGAUGACGAGAAGACAAAGUCCUUAAUGGACUUCUCUCCUAGGAGACAGCAAAAACCGCGGGAGAUAAUAAAUGUGAAAGAGCUGCAAAAUGAUUUUGUUGGUAAUAAUAUACACAUAAAGAAAGAAGUAGAGGAGGAUAUUCCAAAAGUGACAGUGCCUGAAACCCAAAAAGUAAAAGAAGUAAAUGGUAACGAUGUGAGUGUGGAAGUUCCGGUCAAGGAGGCCGAAACUAUUGACGAAAAGAGGAAGAAAGAGGAAAAUAAAGCAGAAGCAACAUUUUGUCAAACCGCAACUAUUGAAGAAAGGGAGAAGAAGGAAGAAAAUAAAGUAAAGGAAUCACAAGAAGUUGUCACACCUAUCUCUGUAGAAAUAUCAACAAGCCCUCAAAUAGUUCCACCUGUCCCUCAAAUGGUUCAAUCAGUUCCACAAAUGGUUCCAAAAGUCUCUCAAACGGUUCCAACAGCGCCUCAAAUGGUUCCAACAGUUCCUCAAAUGAUUCCAACAAUAUCUCAAAAAGCCCCAACAACCGUCCCACAAAUGGUUCCAACUGUCCCUCAAAUGGUUUCAACAGUCCCUCAAAUGAUUCCAACAAUUGUGCAAACACCUUCAAACAUUGAAGUAAUUUCAACGAUCUCGCAAAUAAAUACAGCAAUUUCUAAAACUAUUUCAACAGUCCCUCAGAUGGUUCCAGCAAUAUCUCAAAAACCUUCAACAAUCUCGCAAACAAUUCCAACAAUCAUACAAAAAACUUCAAACAUUGAAAUAAUUCCAACAGUUUCGCAAAUAACUACAAUUCCACAAAUAACUAGAACAGAUUUCCAAGUAACUCCACAAAACUCGUUAAUAUCUCCAACAAACUCUCAAAUAACUCCAACAAUGAUUCAAACAACGAUUUCCCAAAUAAAGCCAGUUAUGGAUGAAUCAAAUAUGUCCCAAUGCUCCUCACAAGAGUCCGUUUGCAGUGUGAAGCCUUAUGAGAAAGAUGACAGUCAUUUGCGCCCUUCCUCACAAAAUUCCAACUACAGUUUUAACGAUGUGAUCAACGCAAGCCAAAGUGGACUUUAUCAGAAAUCAAUAGAGCCAGUUAUGGAGUGCGACGAUAAGUUUCAUGAGAACUACCAACAAGAUUAUGAAAUGUAUGAACAUUUGGCAAUGGCUUAUCAAAGUGACGUCGCAAGUCAGCAAGCGUCGCCGCCGGGAUCGUCGGAAGCGGGCGAGCAGCGCAUCGAGACGGUGGUACGCGCGCGCAGCCGCGGCGAGAUCAAGUGCGACUGGCGCGCCGGGCACUCCCCCGCGCCCGCGCCGCUGCCCCCCGCCGCGCGCCCCGCACGCCCCUCGCGCUGGGGCCUGAAACCGGGUGAAGUGAACAUUGUUCUGACGGGCGGCAGUGACUACACGUCGGAACCGUCGCCGAAGCACCAGCACACACAGAUCCAAACAAAAGCACAACCAAAACCACUCACACGACCGCAUUUGCCGUCACCACAGCCCGUCUACAAGAUACAGAGCCUCGCUAACCGUACAGAUGUCAAUGCGGCUAGCGGUUAUGAUGAGGCGUAUAUGGAUAUGUACGGCGCGUCGGAUCGUCUGCAAUAUGGCGACUGUUUCGCUGACAACGCAACCGCGAACGUCGAGGUGAAUAUCGCGGUGAACGCAACUGAGAGCAUGGAGACAACUAAGCCGGAAACACGUACGAGUACAUUGGAUGCGAGGAUAGAUCACGCUCUCAAGACUACUGUUCUAGGCGAGGUGGCGAAGGAAGCGGAAGAAGCGGAAGCGGAAGCGGAAAAGGAAGCCCCUGAAAAAGGCAUCCUCAUUAUGUCAGGAGCUCCUAGCGAAUCGGGACGCGGAUCGAAACGCGUAAGUUUCGCUGACGGAUACAAACCCGGACAAGACUCUGACGUGGAAGAACCGCCUGUUAAAAAGAGACGCAAGAGGCGCGUAGUGCGGCGCGUGGGGUGCGCGUGGCCGUGCCCCGCGUCGCACCCGGACCACGUGGCGCUGUGGGACGCGCUGCCGCCGCCGCCGCCGCCGCCCGGCUCGCCGCCGCCGCCGCCGCGCCGCGCGCCGCCCGCCGCCCUGCUGCGCGCGCGCGCCGCCCGCCCCGCGCGCGCCGCCCGCCCCGCCCGCCCCUCGCCGCCCUGCGCCCCGCUGCGCGCGCACCACAAGCUCGAUACAAAUUCGCCAAUCCCGGCCUUCAUUCCAUCGGAGCCUCCGCCCAGUCUACUCAACUAUCCGUAG